AUGUGGCAUUUGUCGGGCGAAUUAGACGUCGCAUCGUUGCGGCGUAUGCGUGGCUCGAUGCACUGCCUGUUAAUUCUUCCACCACGUUCUCAUUUGUAUAUGAAGCUACUUUACAAUAUAGCGUUGCUGGUCUAUAUCGGGUUUAUCUUUCGAUUGCUCAGUCAUAAUAUUGUUUUUCUUGAUAAUAAGUCGGGAAUCUUUUACCUGGCUGGCAUUUUGGAAUUACUUAUCGGACACUGUGUAGUCGCCAUGGAGCUGCUCUGGAGCAAUCAAAGCAAGAAGAUUGAGCAGCAGUUCCAAGAAAUCCAUGACAUACUGCGUAUCCGAUUGGGACGCAAAGUGAAUCUCGUUAGAAUAGAAGGCUACUGCAAUGUCAUCUAUAGAUUUAAUUUUAUUCGAAUUGCGGUGCUGGCAACAGUUACAAUAUACAACUUGAUAACUACGAAAAAUUUCUUUCUUCUCUGUAAUCUCUAUUCGGAGACUCUGUUUACACUGCGCUGUGGAGAGUUUAGUUUGCAUACUGUGCUUGUUUUGGCCUUCUUCCAAGAGCUUAAUGAAGCGGCCAACGAAAUCCUUUUGGGCAUGGAAAGACUUCGUCUGGAUCUAUGUUCCGAUUAUAGUUUUUUUUCGGAAUGCUUUGCUGGUCUGCAACAAACACAUCUACUGCUAUGGAAAACCCAACGCGAUAUUGAGCAGAACUUUUUGCGAAGCCUCAUUGUUGUUAUUAUGAAAAACUUUGUGGACACUGCAGUUACACUAUACUGGAUGUUUGUCAAUAUAAUUCAAAAGCGAGUGUCUGGUGUAAUUCAGCUAUAUGGUCUAACUGAGGAGCUUGGCAAGCUGUUGGAGAUUGGGAUACCCUGUUGGAUCUGUACACGCUGCGGAAGUCUGCAGCGCCAAUUUCGAUCGCUCUUUCAUGGUUUAACAGCGAAUCGCCAUAAUAAGCACCUGAAUAACGCUUUGUUGAGAAUAUCUGUGCAGCUUGGACAGGAAACGGCACAGUUUAGUGUUGGCGGCUUUUUGAUAAUUAACAAUGAAAUGCUGGGCAAAUUCUUGUUUGGCAUGCUUAGCUACUUUAUUAUUUGCAUUCAGUUUCAGUUAACUUUUAUAGACCAUAUUGAAGAAGAACACGCCACGGGGCUCGUUACUUCAACUGAGUUCAACUAUUCAAAAUACGCAUAG
Messenger RNA from Drosophila virilis, 1182 nucleotides. Its product is annotated as putative gustatory receptor 98a. Gene Ontology annotation, cellular component: membrane. Lineage: Eukaryota; Metazoa; Arthropoda; Insecta; Diptera; Drosophilidae. The record is from RefSeq and is a predicted model, not a curated record. Gene Ontology annotation, biological process: sensory perception of taste.